Nelumbo nucifera (sacred lotus) is the source of this 3466-nucleotide messenger RNA. RefSeq names its product protein TIC110, chloroplastic-like. The record is from RefSeq and is a predicted model, not a curated record. NCBI's taxonomy places the organism in Eukaryota, Viridiplantae, Streptophyta, Magnoliopsida, Proteales, Nelumbonaceae. Gene Ontology annotation, cellular component: TOC-TIC supercomplex I. Gene Ontology annotation, biological process: protein import into chloroplast stroma.
AUGCACAAAGGCAUGUCGCAUGAAGCAGAGGAUGUUGAUGGAUUUUGCAUUAUGCCUGAAGGUGAAUUACACAAAGUAAAGGGUUUUGAUGGAUUUAGCAUUAUGCCCAAAGGAAGUUCACAUGAAGUGAAAUAUUUCGAUGGAUUUUGCAUUAUGCCUAAAGUCAACUCGCAUAAAGUGAAAGAUUUUAAUGGAUUUUGCAAUAUACCCAAAGCCUCUCCUUCUUCUUCUUCUUUUUCUUCUUCUUCUUCUUCUUUAACCUCUCGUCACGUACUUUUCUCUCAUUUUAUAAACCCUUAUUCAUUACCCAGUAAAACCUCAAGUUCUCUGUACAGAAAACGCCGUUACCGGGCCUCUCUUGUUCGGAGCUCUGCUGCUGACCCGGCAGAAGUGAGCCAGUCGAUAAGUUCGUCUGUCUUUGGGGGAAAGAAGGAGCUCUCUGGCGUGCAAUUACUUGUGGAUGGCUUGUCGCCCUCGGUUAGGCUAGCGAGCUCGGUUGUUAUUGUUGCUGGUGCGCUUGCUGCUGGCUAUGGGCUGGGGAAUCGAAUUGGAGGGACCCGGAAUACUGGUUUAGGUGGUGCUAUUGCGCUUGGUGCGGCUGGUGGCACUGCGGCUUACGCGUUGAAUUCUUGCAUUCCGGAGGUUGCGGCAGUGAACUUACAUACUUUUGUGGCGGGCCAUGAUGACCCCGGAGCCUUGAAGAAGGAAGACAUUGAAGGAAUCGCUAAAAAAUAUGGUGUUAGUAAACAAGAUGAGGCAUUCAAUGCAGAGCUUUGUUAUCUGUAUAGCCGGUUUGUAUCUUCUGUUCUUCCACCUGGAGGUGAAAACCUCAAAGGCAAUGAAGUAGAAACAAUUAUCAAAUUUAAAAGUGCCCUUGGCAUUGAUGACCCGGAUGCAGCUGCUGUGCAUAUGGAGAUUGGGAGAUAUAUUUUCAGGCAAAGGCUCGAAACUGGUGAUCGUGAUGCUGACAUAGAACAGCGAAGGGCAUUUCAGAAGUUAAUAUAUGUGUCAACACUUGUGUUUGGAGAAGCUUCAACGUUUCUUUUGCCUUGGAAGCGUGUAUUUAAGGUCACUGAUGCUCAGGUUGAGGUUGCUAUUCGGGACAAUGCCCAGAGAUUGUAUUUAUCCAAGCUAGAAUCAGUUGGCUCAGAUAUUGAUGAGAAACAACUCCGUAGUCUGAGAGAAGCACAGUUUCUAUAUCGUCUUUCUGAUGAGCUUGCUAUUGACAUGUUCAGAGAUCAUACAAGAAAAAUUGUGGAGGGAAACCUUUCAAGGGCACUUGAAAUCUUGAAGUCCAGGACUAGAGCAGUGAAGGGAGCAACACAAAUUGUGGAAGAGCUUGACAAGAUUCUGGAAUUUAAUAAUUUGCUCAUGUCCUUGAGUAACCAUUCUGAUGCCGGUUGCUUUGCCCCUGGCAUUGGACCUGUUUCUUUACUAGGUGGUGAGUAUGAUGGUGACAGAAAGAUAGAUGACUUGAAGCUCCUCUAUAGAGCAUAUGUGACAGAAUCAUUUUCGGGUGGCUGCAUGGAAGACAAAAAGUUGGUGUCUUUGAAUCAUUUGAGGAACAUAUUUGGUCUGGGAAAACGUGAGGCAGAAGCCAUCAUGGUGGAUGUUACCUCAAGGGUAUACCGAAGACAGCUUGCACAUGCUGUUUCUAGUGGUGAACUAGAAGCUGCAGAUAGCAAAGCAGCCUACCUACAAAAUCUAUGUGAUCAGUUGCACUUUCAUCCAGAGAAGGCCAGUGAGAUUCAUGAAGAAAUUUAUAGGCAAAAGCUUCAGCAAUCUGUAGCUAAUGGAGAACUAAGUGAGGAGGAUGUUGUUGCUUUGCUGCGGCUCCGAGUUAUGCUUUGCAUUCCUCAGUCAACUGUUGAAGCAGCCCAUGCACAUAUUUGUGGCGGCUUGUUUGAAAAGGCUGUGAAAGAUGCAAUUGCAUCAGGUGUUGUUGGAUAUGAUGCUGAUGUCAGAGCUUCUGUGAGGAAGGCUGCACAUGGCUUGCGCUUAACAAGGGAGGCUGCAAUGGAUAUUGCUAGCAUGGCAGUGCGCAAGAUGUUUAUGAACUACAUAAAGCGAUCACGAUCAGCUGGCAACCGUACUGAGGCUGCAAGAGAGCUAAAGAAGAUGAUAGCAUUUAACACAUUGGUCGUCACUGAGUUAGUUGCAGACAUCAAGGGGGAAUCCUCCAACACUACAAUGCAGGAGCCUGUUAAGGAGGAAGAAAAACAAACCGAGGAAGAUGAGUGGGAGUCCCUUCAAACACUUCGGAAAACAAGAUCUAGCAAGGAGCUUGUAGAAAAGCUAGAGAAGCCGGGUCAGAUAGAGAUAACUCUCAAGGAUGACCUUCCAGAAAGGGAUAGGACUGACCUUUACAGGACAUACUUGCUUUACUGCAUUACUGGGGAAGUCACUAAAAUUCCUUUUGGGGCUCAAAUCACCACAAAGAAGGACAACUCAGAAUAUUUGUUGCUAAACCAGCUUGGUGGGAUCCUAGGGUUGACUGGUAAAGAAAUUGUGGAAGUCCAUAGGAGCUUGGCUGAGCAGGCUUUCAGGCAACAAGCUGAGGUGAUUCUAGCAGAUGGGCAGCUGACCAAGGCUAGGAUUGAGCAGCUUAAUGAAGUGCAGAAACAGGUAGGUUUGCCAGCAGAGUAUGCACAGAAAGUUAUCAAAAGCAUAACGACAACAAAGAUGGCAGCUGCAAUUGAAACUGCUGUCAGUCAAGGAAGGCUCAGUAUAAAGCAGAUCCGAGAACUGAAAGAAGCAAGUGUAGAUUUGGAUAGCAUGAUCUCUGAAAGCUUAAGGGAGAAUCUUUUCAAGAAAACUGUAGAUGAGAUUUUCUCAUCAGGCACUGGAGAGUUUGACGAGGAGGAAGUCUAUGCGAAGAUCCCUUUGGACCUCAACAUAAAUGCUGACAAGGCAAAGGGAGUUGUUCAUGAGCUUGCCAGGACUAGGCUGUCCAACUCAUUGAUUCAGGCUGUGGCACUGCUAAGGCAGAGGAAUCGUGCAGGAGUGGUUUCCUCUCUAAAUGACAUGUUAGCAUGUGAUAAAGCUGUGCCUUCUGAGCCAUUAUCAUGGGAGGUGCCAGAGGAGCUUGCUGAUCUUUUUACCAUCUACCUGAACAGUGAACCAGCACCUGAGAAGCUCUCUCGUUUGCAGUAUCUUCUUGGAAUAAGUGACUCAACAGCUGCUGCUCUGAGAGAGGUGGAUGAGAGGGAUUUGCCAAUUAGGGACGAGGAGGAAGAGUUUAUAUUUUAGUCCUAGAUUUUGGAAAACGAGAUUGAUGCGUUUCAUUCAUGCUGUCAUACAUAAUUGAUGCGGGUAUUUUUCUUUCUGCCCUUGUGAUCAGCAAAGGUAGAUAUCUUGUAGCAACAGGUGAGGAGAGUUAAUAAUAGUCGGCCGCUGUUUAGGUUAUUAGUUCUUGCUUACGCUAAAUUCAUUUUGAAUAAGAGUAAAUUUUCUUUUUGCUUGAUUA